GAGGGGGAGGAGCCUGAAGAUACAACUGCCUCAAACCACCCCCUCUGUCCUCCUCGCGUCGCUGGUAAAGCUCGUGCUCCUUGGACGUUCCUUUCCUGCCUUAAAAGUCGGUGAGGCUCGAGACGGAGGUGUCUUUUAUGAAUAAUCAAAAGCAGCAAAAGCCAACGCUAUCAGGCCAGCGUUUUAAAACUAGGAAAAGAGAUGAAAAAGAGAGGUUUGACCCCACUCAGUUUCAGGACUGUAUUAUUCAAGGUUUAAAUGAAACUGGCAGUGAUUUGGAAGCAGUAGCAAAAUUCCUUGAUGCUUCUGGAGCAAAACUUGAUUAUCGCCGCUAUGCAGAGACACUCUUUGAUAUUCUGGUGGCUGGUGGAAUGCUGGCCCCAGGUGGUACCUUGGCAGAUGACAUGAUGCACACAGAUGUCUGUGUAUUUGCUGCACAAGAAGACCUAGAAACAAUGCAAGCAUUUGCUCAGGUCUUUAACAAGCUGAUCAGGCGAUACAAAUACCUGGAAAAAGGCUUUGAGGAUGAAGUUAAAAAGUUGCUGCUCUUCUUGAAAGGUUUUUCAGAGUCUGAGCGGAACAAACUGGCCAUGCUAACGGGUAUACUUCUGGCCAAUGGGACACUUAAUGCAUCAAUUCUCAACAGCCUGUAUAAUGAGAAUCUUGUUAAAGAAGGUGUUUCAGCAGCCUUUGCAGUAAAAUUGUUCAAAUCAUGGAUAAAUGAAAAAGAUAUCAAUGCAGUUGCUGCUAGCCUUCGUAAAGUCAAUAUGGAUAAUAGGCUGAUGGAGCUCUUUCCAGCCAACAAGCAAAGUCUUGAGCAUUUUACAAAAUACUUCACUGAUGCAGGAUUGAAGGAACUUUCUGAAUAUGUUCGGAAUCAGCAGUGCAUAGGGGCUCGUAAAGAAUUACAGAAAGAACUUCAAGAGCAGAUGUCACGAGGAGAUACCUUUAAGGAUAUCAUACCGUAUGUCAAGGAAGAAAUGAAGAAAAACAACAUAUCAGAGCAGACUGUAAUUGGCAUCAUCUGGUCUAGUGUAAUGAGCACUGUGGAAUGGAACAAAAAAGAGGAGCUCGUCGCAGAACAAGCCAUCAAGCACUUGAAGCAAUACAGCCCUCUUCUUGCUGCCUUUACAACCCAAGGUCAGUCUGAGCUGACUCUGUUGCUAAAGAUUCAAGAGUACUGUUACGACAACAUCCAUUUCAUGAAAGCCUUCCCGAAAAUAGUGGUGCUCUUCUACAAAGCUGAGGUACUCAGUGAAGAACCCAUCUUGAAAUGGUAUAAAGAUGCACACCUUGCCAAAGGAAAGAGUGUCUUUCUGGAACAAAUGAAAAAGUUCGUAGAAUGGCUCAAAAAUGCAGAGGAAGAAUCGGAGUCUGAAACUGAAGAAGGUGACUAAAUUGUCAAAAUGUCAACAGUAAAGCAAACAGGAGCUGUAGAUAAAGUGUCAUGUUUUGUGUCCUUUUGAUUCUUACAUCCUACCUCCCUUUAUCAAGCAUGAUAUAAGGGCUCUCAUAGCAAAUUUGUUUGCGUUUUCUAGGGUCCUUAGAAAACACUGAAAUUAGGUUUUUAAAACCAUGUGUUAGCAGCUUACAGGAGCUCUAGAUUCGAUUCUUCUAACAUUGCAUUAAUCCUUUUAGUUACAUUCUACCUCCUGUAUUUUCUACUGUAACAUAAUUUAAGGCCUUCCACAAUUUAAAUUCAUUUUAUCCCUGGGUUUUCUAUAAAGGUUUACAGUAGACAUGGAAAAUUAAAUUUGUUACAAAAUUCUGUUUGCAGAUUAAACUGUACAAGUAUCCAAAA
Molecule: messenger RNA, 1801 nt
Organism: Pseudonaja textilis
Lineage: Eukaryota; Metazoa; Chordata; Lepidosauria; Squamata; Elapidae
Source: RefSeq, a predicted model, not a curated record